Acanthosepion pharaonis is the source of this 1731-nucleotide messenger RNA. Lineage: Eukaryota; Metazoa; Mollusca; Cephalopoda; Sepiida; Sepiidae. The record is from the annotation of a GenBank genome assembly.
AUGAUCUCCAUUUUAGCUUUCUGUUUCUUUUUCUUUACUUCCGUCAUUUUUUGCUUCCUUCCUUUUCAGUUAUCCAGUCCUUCAUAUUGGGCGCUUUGCCCCUGGUGGCUGCCCAAAACCAUUCUUCUGGCCUUAAACCAAUCUAAGAGCAGAUUCUUAAAAUAUGGCCGUGUGCCAGGCAAACUUAUUUCCUUCUCUUUACAUUUUGUGAGGAACCAAUUGCCAAUUUUCUUUUUCUUUUCCUCUUUUUCAUUUUCUUUUUCCCGUUCUUCUUUUACUUCUUCUUGCUCCUUUUCUUCUUCCUCCUCUUCUUCUUUAUUGAUGCUUUUCUAUUUUGUUGUUACCAAUGUUUUUCUUCUUCUUCUUCUUCUUCUUCUUCUUCUUUUUCUUCUUCUUCUUCUUCUUCAGCGAUGGCUUUUUCAUCAUUUCAAUGUAAUUACCGUCUCUUUCCUUUUAUUUCGUCUGCUAUGUUGUUGUCUGUUUUCUUUUACUUUAUCUUCUUUCUUCUUUCUCCUUUCUUCUUCUUCUUCUUCUUCUUCUUUUUCCUUAUUUAUUUUCUCCUUCUUUUUGCCGAUUUUUUUAUCAUUUUCAUUUAACUGCUUUUCUUUUUCUUUCUUCUUUUCUUCUUCGUUUUCAACUUCUUCUUUAUUUUUUUUCUUCUUCUUUUCUUCUUUUCUUCUUUCAGAGGAUUUCUUUUUACAUCCUCCUCAUUUUCAUCGAUGUUGUUUUUCAUUAUUUUCAUUUAAUUGCUGCUCCUUUCUCUUUCUGAUAUCAAUUUUCUUCUUCUUCUUUACUUUCUUCUUCUUUUUCUUCUUCUUUCUUCUUCGCUUCUUCAUUUUCGUUGUUGAUGAGUACUUCAUUAUUUUCAUUCAGUUGCAGUUACUUUCUUUUUUUUUCUUCGUCUUUGUUACAAAUUUCCUUUUCAUUUGCUAUUUCCUCUUCUUCUUCUUCUUCUCUUUCUUCUUCUUCUUCUUCUUCUUCUUCUUUCAAAAAUCUAAACAAUCUUCUUCUUCUUCUUCUUUUCUUCUUCUUCUUCUUCUUUUCUUCUUCUUCCUGCAUUUGUCCUACUUUUAUCUCCUCUUCAUUUGCAUUGUUGAUUGCUGUUACUUUUUACUUUCGUCUGAUUUAUCUUUUCUAUUUUUUGUUAUAAAUUUUCUUUCUUCUUCUUCUUUUUCUUCUUCUUCUUCUUCCUCUCCUUCUUUAUUCAUGUUUUUCAUCAUUUUCAUUCAAUUGUUGUUCUUUUUUUCUUUCUUCUUCUUUAGUAUUUCUAUUUUGCUGUUACUAAUCUUCUUUUUCUUUUUCUACUUCUUUUUUCUUUCCUCUUCUUCUUCUUUUUCCUCCUCUUCUUUUUCUUAUUUAUUAAUGAUUUUUAUUUAUUUUCAUUCAAUUGUUGCUUCAUUCUCUUUCCUCUUCCUUAUUUUUUUCUUUUUUUUUUUCUUUUCGAUCCUUUGUCAUUACUCUGUCUCUUUUCUCUUUCCUCUUAUGGAUGUUCUCCUCCUCCUCCUUUUUUCUUCUUUAAUAAAUGUCCUCAUUCUUAUUUUUCUUUCCUAUUCUUUUUUCCACUUUCAUUCCUCUAAUUUAAUAUUUCUUCUUCUUAUCUUUUUAUUUCCAAUUUUUAAAUUUUUCUUUCUUAUUCUCAUCGCUGUACACGUAUUUCUUUCUUUAUAUUGCUUUCUCUUUCGUCUUUUCCUUCUUUUGUUUCAUUAUUUCUUUUUCUUCUAUUUUAUAUAA